GCCGCCGGCGGAAGUGAGGCGCGGGGCUCUGCCUGGGAUAACGGGAAGUGACGGGCGUGUCCCGGAAGUGCGGGGGUGCGCGGGCGGCUAGGCGGAUCCCGGCGGCGUUGUCACCGCAGCGCGGAGAGCGAACAGGGCCGUAUAACUCGCGUGUGUGAGGAUGGCGGAGCAGGAGCCGACAGCAGAGCAGCUGGCCCAGAUUGCAGCUGAGAAUGAGGAGGAUGAACACUCCGUCAACUAUAAGCCACCUGCCCAGAAGAGCAUCCAGGAGAUCCAGGAGCUGGACAAGGAUGAUGAGAGCCUGCGCAAGUACAAGGAGGCGCUGCUCGGUGCCGUCACUGUGACUGCCGAUCCCAACGCUCCAAAUGUGGUGGUGACCAAACUGACUUUGGUCUGUGCUACUGCUCCUGGCCCUCUGGAGCUGGACCUGACAGGUGACCUGGAGAGCUACAAGAAGCAAGCAUUUGUGCUGAAGGAGGGUGUGGAAUACCGAAUAAAAAUCUCCUUUAGGGUUAACAGGGAGAUUGUGUCAGGGUUGAAGUACAUUCAGCACACAUUCCGGAAAGGUGUGAAAAUUGACAAGACUGAAUACAUGGUUGGGAGCUAUGGCCCCCGAGCAGAGGAGUAUGAGUUUCUGACCCCCAUGGAAGAAGCCCCUAAGGGCAUGCUGGCGCGGGGCAGCUACAACAUCAAAUCCAAGUUCACAGAUGAUGAUAAGACUGACCACCUGUCCUGGGAGUGGAACCUGACCAUCAAGAAGGAUUGGAAGGACUAGCCCUUCCCAAGGCCAAACCCCAGAGAGCGUGAAUCAGACAGUGGCUACCGUAGAAAUCCCCCCCUGUACCAAAGUGCUGACAUUGGAACCCUCUUACCUUUCACCCCCCAUUAUAAUUUGACCAGAUUGCUCAGUUGUGUAAUGUGUCCCCUCCCCAGAGAAUUGCUGAGUGCAUUGACCAAACCGUGCUGUCUGCAUCUGGUCUCCAGCUGCCCGCCCCAGGGCCGUGCCAGGAUGCCCUCCCAACGCAGAGGUGGGAGCGCUCGCUCCCACCCCAGGCCCUUUGCUGCUUCUCACCUUCCUUUUCUCUGGCAGGUGCUGAAGGGGAGAGACUCCUGUGUUCUGCGUGGGGUCCUGUGCUUGGCUUUUCUGUGCACAGCUCAGGGUAGCUACUGUCUCCAAGUAGCUGAAGAACUUUGAUGCCAGGCAGCUAUUGAAUCCGUUUGUUGGCUAAAAUCAUGUCUGGCCUGCCUCUCUCCCACCCAGUCAGUGUCCUGGGAGUACUGGCAGCUUCAUUUGUGGAUGUUCCCUGUAACCAUGAUGCCUUAAUGUGUAACACGUAUCCUCUAGGGAGGGGGCCCUGCCCUUGUUACACUUUUUAAAUGCCACCCACCUUCCCCGUUUGUUGGCAUGGCACUCAUCUUGGUCACACCCCUCCAUGGGUUAUUAGGAAAGAUUCACAACUUCCCGCUUUGCUGCUGGUCCGUUCUUCACCCGAGACAGGACGUCUCCAGAGGGAAGGGUGGUGUGACAUCCCAGGUGAUGCCUGGCCACCCUUCCCGGUGUCCAGGGAGCUGGCGUGGCAGGACCUUGGCCCCCUUUGCAUAGGGCUCCAAACUCUCUGGCAGCCUCAGCACCUCUGAGGAAAAGAAGGGGCUGCAAGGCAGGUGGGUGCAGUAGUCACCGGUGUUGCCAUCACUUCACACUUCUUAUCGCAGCCAACGUAGCUGCAAAGCACUGAAAUUCCAGGACAGCACCUGCCCUCCUGGCUGUUUUGGGCUGAGGAUGGACUAGUCUGUUUCUGCAGCUGCUCUCCUGAGGCAAUCAACAAAGAGCUUGCAAUGGACAAGUAUUCAGAAGCGAUUAAUGCCUUAUGUAUCUGUUCUGCCUUUAAAAUCUGUGCCUGGCCUGUCAGUAUUUAUUGCCUUGACACUCGACUCCCCCUGCCCCGCUGUGCCCAUCGCAGACCCCCGCAGCAUGCCAGCCUGCCAGCCAGGGCUGCACUGACACGGCCCUCAGGGCAAAGGAGCCCUUGGGGCCCGUCAGCCCCUGAGGGCUGGGCAGGCAUGUUCCAGCUCCGCAGCCCUCUUAUCUGGAUCCUACCACAUUGAGGUCGUAUUAGAACUGGGACCAAGUACAUGUGGCUUUCUUGUAGCUACGUCUUUGCCUCUAACUCUCCCUUGCCCUGCCCCUAGAGAGGUUUUUGUUAAUUUGAUUUGGUGCAUAUUGUCUGUAAAUCCUAGACCCGGGUUAACAGGUUUGGAAUCAUCGUCUGCUUCUCCUUUUAUGACAGUUAAAUAAAAACUUCGAACUGAC
Falco peregrinus (peregrine falcon) is the source of this 2311-nucleotide messenger RNA. RefSeq names its product Rho GDP dissociation inhibitor alpha (gene ARHGDIA). The transcript is spliced from 6 exons. Gene Ontology annotation, molecular function: protein binding; Rho GDP-dissociation inhibitor activity. Gene Ontology annotation, cellular component: cytosol; cytoplasm; membrane. Lineage: Eukaryota; Metazoa; Chordata; Aves; Falconiformes; Falconidae. The record is from RefSeq and is a predicted model, not a curated record. Gene Ontology annotation, biological process: Rho protein signal transduction. Bases 161 to 775 code for a protein of 204 amino acids.